GUAUCCGCCAUUUUCUCCCACGCCGGAGAAUUUGGUUGUAAAUUUAUUUGUCAAAUUACAAUUCAUUUCUUCGAGAGUUACUUCAUUUUUGUAGAAAGAGUGAAAAAAUGGAAGCUGUUAGAGCUUUCAACAAUGAGCUGUCAGGUCUGUACGAGACAAAACCGCCGGUGUCUCGGGCAAAAAUGGCCCAGGUGACAAAGGGUGCAAUAAAGGCAAUAAAGUUCUACAAACAUGUGGUGCAGAGUGUGGAAAAGUUCAUCCAGAAGUGCAAGCCAGAGUAUAAAGUUCCUGGUCUGUAUGUGAUAGACUCAGUUGUGAGACAGUCAAGACACCAGUUUGGUGCACAGAAAGACGUCUUUGCUCCAAGGUUUACAAAGAACAUCAUCACAACGUUCCAGAACCUGUUCAAGUGCCCUGGUGAUGAGAGGAGUAAGAUUGUGCGUGUACUUAAUCUUUGGCAAAAGAAUGAAGUGUUUCCAAGUGAAAUUGUACAGCCGCUGCUAGACCUGGCUGCAGAUCCAACCAAGCCAUCUCUCCUUGCUGCUGCCCAGGCAGCAGUAGAUCGAGUGUUGGAAGCAAGUGGGAAAGUCAGCGGCAGUUCUCAACAACACCAACAGCAGCAGCAGCAGGCACCAGCAGCAAACGAACCAUCUGAUGACGGUAUGAACCAGGCAGCAGCAGAAAAUAUGCUGGCCACACAGAACGAUAUGCUCAACACAGUCACUCAGCUUCUGCAACAAACUAAUUCUGGUAACACAAGUCUGAGUGCUCAGCAGCAGCAGUUACAGCAGUUACAACUUCUGCAGCAACAGUUGAUACAGCAGACAGCACUCAUGCAGCAACCAACAGGUGGCGCUCCUCUCAUAGACGCAAAUUUACUCGCACAGAUACAAGCACUGACCAACCAACUACUACAGAAAACUGAAGCUAAACCAGAUGAAGGAGGAUUUAACAAGAAACUUCUAGAUUUUGACUAUGGAGAGAGUGAUGAUGAAGAAGAUAAAAGGCCUCCACAGCAAAAUAUUACUGGAGAUGUUCAGACAAUCUUAAAUGACUCUGGUCUGAUGCAACAGAUCCAUCAGGUAUCACAGACCAUACAAAAAAAUAACGAGUACACAACAGAACUCACGGAACAGGAGAAAAGACGUAGAAUCCUGGAGCAGCAGCAGGCAGAGUUUGAUCAUCAGAUAGCACAGGGUGUUCAGCAACCACCUCUACCUUUUGGUUCCCAGCCUCCAGCUCCUGAUGGCGAUUUUGUGGAAGAGGGAGAGUACACGGAAGAAGUUCAAGACGAGGAUUUCCGUGAGCACCAACAAUUUAGGGAUCGAGACGAUCGUGAUAGACGGGAGAGGAGACGCAGAUCUCGGGACAAGUCCCGAUCUAGAACACCUAAAAGACGCAGAAGAUCACGAUCAAGGUCCAGGGACCGUCGGCGAAGAUCAAGAUCACGAGAUAGACACAGGAGGUCAAGGUCAAAAGACAGAGAAAAGAAGGAGAGGGAAAGAGAUAGAAAGAAGAAGGGUCUGCCUCUUGUGAGAGCAAACUUUGUUACCAUUUGCACUACAACAAUAUGGAUUGGACAUUUAAACAAGUUUACAUCUGAGGAUGAACUGAAGACUGAACUGGAAAGAUACGGACCUGUGGAAAAUAUUAAUAUGGUGCCUCCCAGAGGUUGUGCUUAUGUUGUAAUGAGCAAUCGAAAAGAUGCUUACAAGGCCAUAGACCGACUGAAGGGCCAUAAACUAAAUGGAAGUGCACUGAAGACAGCAUGGGCACAGAGUACAGGUAUAAGAGAGUCAGAGUUUAAAGACAGCUGGGACUUGGAUGAAGGUUCUAUGUAUAUACCAUGGGACAACCUGCCAAAAGACCUCUCAUCUUUCCUAGAGGGGGCAAUAAUAGAUGGUGUAUCUCUACCAGACCAUUUGAAAGAUAUACCAACAGAGAAAGUGAAAGUAGAACAAACAGAACCACCAGUCACCACAACAGGUCAGGUUACAAAUACAGCAGGAAUGAUAAACAUGGCAGGGCAACCACCCAUGCCCCAGAUGCCAGGACAACCACCUAUGAUGGGUAUGAUGCCGGGAAACAUGCCACCUAUGCCUGGUAUGAUGCCUGGAAUGCCAAUGAUGCCAAUGCAGCGACCAGUUGUGCCCGGAAUGCCACCUCAGGCUAUGCCUAUGACACCGGGAGCACCACCUCAGAUGAUGGCAGGAUCUCAAGUACCCACCAUGCCAGGGGUCAGACCACCUGGUGCAGGGGUUAUACCACAAAUGCCAGCUAUGAGUAUACCUAGCUCUGCAGCUGCCAAUUCUCUAGCACAGACGAUACAGAACAUAAUGUCUACAACAGCUGGUGUAGUACCAAGCUCUCCUUCAGUGCCACCUCGUCCCACUGGGUUGAUGCCAGGAAUGAGUCCAGGAGGGCCACCGAGAUUUGGCUUUAAUCCUAACAUGCCACCACCAGGGUUCAGACUUCCUCCACCAGGGUUUGGGAGCCCAAUAAGACCAUUAAUGGGUGGUCCAAACAACAUGCCACCAACAACCAAGCAAUCGGAGUCUAGUCAGUUGGGCGAGAGACUUUCAAUGCUGGCUGGUCAGGGAACAAAACAACCAGAAAUGGCGUGGCCACCAGACAGCAACGACAAGGAUGAUGACAUGGAGGAAGAUGAUGAAAUAAAUGAGGAUAGGUCUGAAAUUAUCCAAAACAAUACCUCUUUACCCCCAGGGCAGUUCGGAAGGGCUCAGAAUAUGCCACCUAUGGGUAUGGAUCAAUCUCCAAUGAGAAUGAUGGGUCCGCCACCUCCUGGAGGAUUUCCUCCUGGUGGACCUCCUGGACCUACCAAUCAGCCAUGGAACAUGAACCCAAGAAUGGGCGGACCUAGACAAAUGAGACCGCAAAUGGGAGGAACAAAUAUGGGUCCAAUGGGACCUAUGAAUCAAAUGAUGGGUGGUCCAGGACCACGAGGGCCACCUUUUAUGGGUAAUAUGCAAGGUGGGCCAGGCUUUCAACGAUUUGGCGGUCCCAGAGGUCCAAAUCCUGGAAACAUUAGAGGUCCAGUCUCCCUGCUGGAUCUUGAUUUAAAACCUAAGGACACUUUUGUAGGUGAAUCCUUUAAUAAUGAAGACAUUAAAGAGCCAGUAGAAGAGGAUAUUGGUGAAGUUGAAGAAGGGGAAGAAGUUCCAGAGGAAAAUAUUAACAGUUUCGAAGAGAAUGAACCAGAAGCUGAACAGGAUAUAAGUAAUGUUUAUCCAUUUAAUACCUGGAAAACUGUGUCUAGAAAUAAUGAUGAUGAUAGAAACAGAGACAGAUCUGGAACACGUGAUAGAUCAAACCGGGGUCGUGACCAUGACAGAGAAAGGGAUAAUGAUGAUAGGGGUCGUGACAGACGAGAUUCUAGAGAUAGGGAUAGACAUAGAUCUCGUGAUCAUGGUAGGUCUCGUGAAAGGGAUAGGAGUAGAGAUAGGGAUCGCGGAGACAGAGAUAGGGAUCGCGGAGACAGAGAUCGUGAUUGGAAAAGGAGAGAUGAUCGUCGUGAAGACAGAAAGGACCGUGAUAGAGACAGGGAUCGUGGAGACAGAGAUAGGUCACGCAAGAGUAGAUGGAGUGACGUUGAUAAUGAGAAACAAAAUGAUAAUGAGAAACAAAAUAUUGAUGACAAAAAACAUGAUACAACACUAGCUCAAGGAGAUGAAGGAACAACAGCAACUGAAGUAGAAGAAAGUAUUGCUGUUGAAAAUUCAGGAAAUGUGUCGGAUAAUGUGCAAACUAGUGAAACUAGUGAGAAUGUUGAUGAAAAUGUGAAUAAUAGUAAUGGUAAUGGUACAGAAACCUCAGAUAACAAAGAAAAUGAAGAAAAAAGUGAAAAUGUAAGUGAAACCACUGAGAGUAACAAAGAAAAUAUAGAGCAGAAUGAAAAUUUGAAUGAAUCCAGUCAAAAUAAUGGUCCAGUAAGCGAGGAAAAAGUAGAUACAGCCUCUGAAAACAAGGUAGAACUAGACAAAACUACUGAAGAGAAUACAGAAAGUGUGCAAAAUGUUGACAUGGACCUGGAAGAAGGCGAGAUAUCUAGUUAAGGGCAAUGAAAGUUUUAGUCUCUAAUCAUUAAAGUGUGUUCAUUUCAUUCAUUUGGUUAUAAAUGCAGAGUAGUAUGUCUUUCAGAAUGUUAAAAUGUCAGCAUUUUUACUGAAAUAUGAAUGGAAGUUAUUCACAGUUAGUUUGAAAUAAAUCUUGAGAAUGAAGGGCAGAAGUGCAUGUAAGGGCUGAUCUGUGAACACCUAUAUUUGCUUCACUGUUCAUAAGUCUGUAGUAUUUACAACAGUUUCAUGCCAAGGUGAUUAAAUACCUUUUGAGAAUUGUAAAUGUAAUAUUUACAGUGUUGUGUUAAUGGUAACCAGUAUGAAUGAACAGGAAUUGUCGGUUCAGCCCCGAACUUGCAAUAUUGAUUAUUGAUUGAAUGAUAGAGUGAAAAGAGAAACCAUGAAUUUUUCAACGUAAUUUUCUUUGAACGUUUAGUUAUUCCAGGAAUCAUGACUUGAUUAGGGAAACCAUGUUCAACCCAUUGUACAUGUAUGUUGUUAGAUACAUUUUUUUUUUCACUGAAAUUAUACAGCAAAUCAUUUAAGAAGUCAUUGAGAAACUGUUCAGGCAGAAAUGGAAAUGAAGGUCUAGAAGGAACUGUUGUGUGAAAUGUCUUUGGGGGGGGGGGGGGGGG
Molecule: messenger RNA, 4711 nt
Organism: Mercenaria mercenaria
Lineage: Eukaryota; Metazoa; Mollusca; Bivalvia; Venerida; Veneridae
Product: SR-related and CTD-associated factor 4-like
Exons: 18
Coding region: 108-4073 (1321 amino acids)
Cellular component (GO): nucleus
Molecular function (GO): RNA binding
Source: RefSeq, a predicted model, not a curated record